Molecule: messenger RNA, 546 nt
Organism: Anisakis simplex (herring worm)
Lineage: Eukaryota; Metazoa; Nematoda; Chromadorea; Rhabditida; Anisakidae
Source: the annotation of a GenBank genome assembly
UCCCGAAAAGUACGUCUCUAUUCGGGUGGAGCACUUUCACGUCUUCUCACAAUACAUCCGAAGCCAGAACCGAUUGCGGCUGAAUUGAUCAAAUUAUUGGCGAAUUCAGAUGAUGCCUCAUUAUUGGAAACGACACUGGUGAGUUUGCGAGCAGUGGUGUAUCGAGCGUAUGCGAAACUUUCCGAGGGCACUCUCAACUCGAUAGUGCAGGUGGCCGAGAAGAACUGCGGUGAGGAUGUCGACGAUGCGACGUUGCUGGCUGCGGCAGCACUGUACGGCGAGACUGUUUUGAGACUCAACGCAUUCACGCCUGAAUUCUUAACUCAGAUCGAAAGCGGUGGAAUGAACGUACGUCAACAACACGCUCGUAUUGUAGCACUGCAGCAUAUGUGUACUGUGGAUUGUGAUGCAGUGUUGAAUGCGUACGGUAUUGACAAGUUGCGAUCGGCCAUUUCAUCAGCAAUACAAUCCGACAAAGCGUUCAUCGCUUGUGCUGGUGUGAGAACAGCCACAGAACUGCUGAAAAGGUCAUUCAUUGCCUUAUAA